UAAAUAAAUUCUCAAUAUAGUGGAAAGAGUACAAUGGUAAGGUAGCACUGGAUGAUGAGACAUCUAUUGAAGUUAGCUGCAUAAUACACAUAUGCUGCUUGUUGACAGUUGUUCAUUUCCGCUGUGUUGUUGAUCGUAUUUGUAAAGUAUUAUACAUCAGUGCUCUUAUAUUGAAAGAAAUAUAAAAUGUAUAAAUUUAUAAUCUAAUUUUGUAAAAACACUAUAAAUUGGAAUACUAAAUAUGUUGUGCUCGCUAUACAAUUGAGAAGAUAUCUUUUCUUAACCUCUUGAAAGUAAUUUCAAAUCUAUCCACACUCUGGAAGAUUUUCUAUUGCUUUACUCGAGUGGACAUGGCGCAUAGACUCCUUAAAAAGUACCCUCGAUCCAUUUAUAGAAGCACUGAAAAAGCUAAACAACAUUUUAAUUAUUUGCUUGUAGUAGACUUUGAAAGCACAUGUGAACGGUACGUAAAAAUGCAACCUCAAGAAAUUAUUGAAUUUCCUUGUGCAGCAGUGUCAACGAGGACCUGGAAUAUAGAGAAUGUUUUCCAUGAAUACGUUAAACCAAAAAUUAAUCCAGAACUUACUCCAUUUUGCACAGAACUUACUGGUAUCAUACAGGACAUGGUAGAUAAUCAGCCUCAUUUUCCAGAAGUAUUUGACAAGUUUUGUAAGUGGAUAGAAGAGCACAAUUAUUUUACAGAGGGAAACAAUUGUGUAUAUGUAACUUGCGGUGAUUGGGAUAUGAAAUCCAUGCUACCACAACAAUGUAAACUAGAUAAUAUACCUGUACCUGAUCAUUUUCAAAAGUGGAUAAACUUAAAAAAUAUUUUCUGCGACGUAACUCAAUAUUAUCCACGGUCUUUGAAAGAUAUGCUUGCAUUUCUUAAACUUCCUUUACAUGGAAGACUGCAUUCUGGAAUAAAUGAUGUAGAAAAUAUGGUUAGGAUAAUUCAAGCUCUUCAAGCAAAACACGACAUAGUGUAUAAGUAAAACCAAAGCCAAAUUUUGUAAAUAAAUAGGAAUAAUAUUUUACUGAAAUAAAAACAAACUUGUUUAUUGAAAACUAA
This is a messenger RNA of Megachile rotundata (alfalfa leafcutting bee), 1069 nucleotides long. RefSeq names its product 26S proteasome non-ATPase regulatory subunit 6. NCBI's taxonomy places the organism in Eukaryota, Metazoa, Arthropoda, Insecta, Hymenoptera, Megachilidae. The record is from RefSeq and is a predicted model, not a curated record. Gene Ontology annotation, molecular function: 3'-5'-RNA exonuclease activity; nucleic acid binding.